Messenger RNA from Phodopus roborovskii (desert hamster), 854 nucleotides. It is a transcript of the gene Cldn8, whose product is annotated as claudin 8. The transcript has a single exon. NCBI's taxonomy places the organism in Eukaryota, Metazoa, Chordata, Mammalia, Rodentia, Cricetidae. Gene Ontology annotation, cellular component: bicellular tight junction; plasma membrane. The coding region runs from base 177 to 854 and encodes 225 amino acids. Gene Ontology annotation, biological process: cell adhesion; bicellular tight junction assembly. Gene Ontology annotation, molecular function: structural molecule activity. The record is from RefSeq and is a predicted model, not a curated record.
CAGCCAGCACUGGAUUUGAUCUAGCUAGAAGGAGCAAAGCCUUGUUAUUGAAAAAUCACUGGCUCUGAGCUCAUUUCUACAUGACGACUGUUCCCUCCCAAGGCACACAGAUUUUUGCUCGGGAGUAGCCCUACCUCCCUGUUCAGCAUUCCAGCUGGAUAAAACUCGGGAAGACCAUGGCAACCUACGUUCUUCAAAUGGCUGGCCUGGUGCUUGGCGGUGUUGGCAUGGUGGGCACAGUGGCAGUGACCAUCAUGCCUCAGUGGAGAGUGUCUGCCUUCAUUGAAAGUAACAUUGUGGUGUUUGAGAACCUGUGGGAAGGCCUAUGGAUGAACUGCAUGAGGCACGCCAACAUCAGAAUGCAGUGCAAGGUCUACGACUCCCUGCUGGCUCUUACUCCGGACCUCCAGGCAUCCAGAGGACUGAUGUGUGCUGCCUCUGUCCUGUCCUUCCUGGCUUUCAUGACAGCCAUCCUUGGAAUGAAGUGUACCAGGUGCACCGGGGACGAUGAGAAUGUGAAGAGCCGCAUCCUGCUGACGGCCGGAAUCAUCUUCAUCAUCACUGGCUUGGUGGUGCUCAUCCCUGUCAGCUGGGUUGCCAACUCCAUCAUCAGAGACUUCUACAACCCGCUAGUGGAUGUGGCCCAAAAGCGUGAGCUUGGAGAAGCCCUCUACAUAGGCUGGACCACAGCGCUGGUACUGAUUGCGGGAGGAGCGCUUUUCUCUUGUGUGUUUUGUUGCACGGAGAAGAGGAGCAGUUACAGAUACUCGGUACCAUCCCAUCGCACCACUCAAAGGAGCUUCCACGCGGAAAAGAGAUCCCCGAGCAUAUACUCCAAAAGUCAGUAUGUGUAG